Didymodactylos carnosus is the source of this 1569-nucleotide messenger RNA. Lineage: Eukaryota; Metazoa; Rotifera; Eurotatoria; Philodinida; Philodinidae. The record is from the annotation of a GenBank genome assembly.
AUGGCAACAGCUAGAAGAAGCAAUACAAAUGGGGAUCCUUGUGCAUUAUGUAAGAAAAAUCAUAAUCGUAUAAAGACAUCAGUUUGUCAAUGUAAACAUUGUGCAUUACCAAUGUGCAUUGACUGCAUGAAAUUACAUAACGAUGAAGUAAAUGAUACUGUUAAUUACAUGCAAGACCAGUACAAUGAAACUAAACUGAUUAUUGAAGCAAAACAAAAUAUGAUUACAAAUAUAUCAAGAGAUUCAAUUAAAGAUAUUUCGUUGUGGUUUGAAAACUAUCUGAAUGAGUUGAUUCUACAUCAACAGAAAAUACUCAGUGGUAUUGAAAAGGAGAAAAUCCAAGCUCAGGCUCAAAUGGACAAUAUCAAUGACAAAUUACAAGAAAUUGGUAGUGAAAUACGAACACUGACAAAAUCUGGUAUCUUUCAGGCUACACAUAUCGAUAAUCUAAAAAUAAAAUUAAUUAAUGUUCAAAAGAGCCUUCAGACAUUUGAUGUCACAAAGGACGUUCACAUGCCCUGCAAUCUGCCCAAAUAUGAAAUAUCUUUCCAAAGCAGAAUGGACAAUAAUAGAUCAACGAGAAACAUUGAAAAUGAAAUUGUUCAUAGUAAAUCAAGUGAUAAGACGGUCGUACUUAACAAGAAUGAAAAUGAAGCAAAUUUCGUUCUGCAAAAUGUACGUCCACGAAGCGCAGUGCAUGUUAAUACCAACGCCGAUGACGAUGAUGAUGAUGAUAAUGAAGAAUCACCAGAAUAUUCUUCUUUUAAUUCUCAUAAUCUUGAUGUGUGGUUUCGAACACAAACAAGUCUGAAAACUCGAUAUGAAGUUGAUCGGAUAGCUAACGAUGGUCAAAACCUUUUAUUUAGCUCAACAGGCAGACCGGACUACUUGGUCUAUUAUAAUUUGUAUCAGAAGGUUGGUGAAAGAACGUGUAACUGGUGCCAUUCACGUAUUCUGGAUUUAAUAUGGUGUGCUAACAUAGAACGGUAUCUCUGUGCAACCCUCAACGGAGUAUAUAGUGUUGAAUACACAAAUAAAUUUAAAAUAAAAUUUGCGAUAAACGGUACUUGGACGUUCGUAAGAAUAUCAUGUAACCAAGACUACAUAUGGACAUGGAUUAACUCGUCAAAUCCAUACUUCGAUGGCAUUAAAAUAUAUUCGAAGUUAUUCCAUCAAGUCAAUACAAUUGACUUCAAUGUUCCUCACAUUGGUAAAUUUGUUAGUAAUAGUUUUAGUUUCUGUGUCGACAGUCAUAUAUUUGCCGCACUGUGUGGACGUCAACGUAGAAACGAUAAACGAGAAGUUUUUCAUGUUACAUUUUGCGAUUUAAAUAUGGUCAAAAUACGUUCGAUUAUGUUGGGUGAAUGUGGUGGUAAUGUUGAAAUUAGAAAUGAUUAUAAUGGAAAUUUUUUUAUUACAACUGGAAUGAAAAAAUUAUGGAUUCUCAAGAGUACAGGUGAAAAACGAUCAAUUAAACUUGAGCAUACUUCGUAUGUGCUAGCUAUAAUAAAUGAAAGAGAAAUUAUAGUUGGAAAUGGACAAUAUACACUGGAAUAUCUAAAAGGUUAG